AUGGACAAUAGAAGGGUAUUCCGCUCUUAUAAAGAGAAGGUGAAGGAUUCCGCAACACCAUAUGCUAGGCCCAAUAAUGGACUAUUCUCUAAGAUGAAGCUGUUUCUUACUGGUGCAUCGCUUUGGUCCAACCAUGAGACCGCCGGUCACGACGACCAGAUCGCUGAUAAUACAAUUCCCAUGGAUAUCGAAAAGGGUGAAAAAGGUGAAUCAAGUAUCAAACCUUUCAGCUUUCCAGAGCCAGAUACAAGUAUAUUCAAAACUCCGUUAAAAUCCAACCAGUCGAAAGCUCCCAAUGAGGUUUUGUCCAGCUUCUUUCAAGACAAGGGUGACAAGCCUCUUACAGAUGUAGAAUACGAGGGCAUAGUGAGUUUGUUGGCAAAAUCCAAAUCGGCGUCCAAUACGCCAAAUAAUAGCGUUGUGUAUCGAGGGGAUGGUGCAUCGAGACAAUUUGAGUCUAUCGCCGAUUCAACGGACCUAGGGAAUAAGGACGCCGAUACAUCUGCAUUUAGGUCGUCGGGUUCGAAUUUGUUUGCCACGCCGUACAGCCAAAGGACGUUAAAAAACAUAAAUUCAAAUGACCAUGUACUCUCGACUCCAGAAUACAAGCCAGUUUAUCAUACUAUCAACGAAAAUUUCAACACGAAAAACGUUCCAUCUGUAAAAAGGGUUUAUCAAUUUUCAGGUUUGCCAUCGCCAUAUAGAACUAGAAUAAGGGCGCCAAGUCUAUCGGCUAAGCCAAAAAUUCCAACGAAGAAAUCGCCAUCCUUUCCAAAAUCUCCAUCAGCCCAAAAAGCGGCUUCAAAGCCUAUGAGCAAUGCUGCAAACUCAUUAUUAAAUAUUUUAGAUGGUAACACUCAUUCCGAAGAUGUUGAAAUGAAAGAUGCAUCUAACAGUAAGAGCGAUAUUAUUGAACAAUUUUCCAAUCCAUAUCAUAGACCUCAGUCGGUCAAAAAGCCUAGAAGUCAAGAUAGCAAUAAGUCGCAAUCUGCCAUCAACGCUAGUACCCCAAUAAAAAAGCAGAAGAGUACGUUGCUCACUGCUAGCGAUAUCAACAAAACUAUUUCCUUCGACAAGUCCGAAGAAUUGCCUAAAGAAAAGACUACCUCAAGAGACAACAAAACUUCAAAAUCUCAAAACUCAUUUGUCCCUUCUACACAAACCAACAAUGGAAAACCAGAUUCCAAGUCCGCCAAUAACCAAUUCAAAUUCAAUGUACCAAAAGAAGAGCCGAACGUCGCUGACAAGGGCACUAAUAUCGCUGCUAAUGGCAGCAACGAAAAGUCCAAGAAUGUCAGCCAAUUCUCUAACAGGCAAAUUCAAACAAAGACAAAUGGCUUUUCGUUUGGCAAAACCACAAAACCAAAUAUCGACUCUAAUCCAGUGUAUAAUAUUCCCAGCAAAGACCUGGAGUUCAUAUUUCCAGAAAUAAUCCAAACAAAAGUUAGCUUGGACUACAACAAGGUCGACAAGUAUAAGUCUUUAUUUGGUUUUUAG
Messenger RNA from Debaryomyces tyrocola, 1497 nucleotides. The record is from the annotation of a GenBank genome assembly. Lineage: Eukaryota; Fungi; Ascomycota; Pichiomycetes; Serinales; Debaryomycetaceae.